AUGCCAGUUGUGGUGAGUUUUAUCAACAUUUUAUAAAGUAAUCGCAAAAAAACGUGUCUGUUUGCACUUGCAAACACUGGUCUCAUCUGGCAGACAGAAGCAUUCCGAAGAAUUUCGUUAUUACACACACCCACACUCAUUUGUUUUUUUUUGCUGUUACCCGGCGCUAAUGGCAGCUGCUGCUCUUCCGCCCGAGUAUUACAAUGAUAGAAAAUAGAGUGACGGCCUUGAACAUGGAAAUUCAAAUGUAAAUCAAAUCGUUUGCCGCCGACUUAUCUCGCAUUUUAAUCGACGCCCGCCGUCCCGAACGUUCCAUUUGACCUGUCGAAUGUUGUUUCGAAAUCGAUUGUGAAUCGAACGAAUUAUGAUGAAAGGCCACUCUUAUCAGUCAGACAGACACACCGCCCGCCGCAUUCCAACCUUUCCUUAACCCCCCUCACAUUCCUAAUCAAUGUCAGCAUGUUUCAGAACAUUCCCAUCAAGAUCCUCGGACAAAAUCACUCGCACAGUCGCAGCAACUCCUCCUCUUCUGUUGACAACGAUCGGCAGCAAUCCCAGCAACCCCAGCAGCAAUCUCAGCAGCAGAUCCCGACCGUCAACACAAAUAUGAACCAUUCGAACGGAUUCCCGUCGAGCUUCCCGUCCCGCAGCCCGAUCCCUGACUACCCGAUCCAUGACUACCCGAGAGACUUUCCAAGAGAUCCUUCUGGAUUCGGCAACGAUCCAGAGUGGUUCUCGUCGUUCCCGAACUUUCCGAGAGAGUUCCCCAGUGGAGGAUCCAACUUUCCAAACUUUCCCGAUUUUGGACGGAACGGAGGGCUCUCUCCGAACCCGCCGUUCGGAGACCGAAUCAGAAGAAGUCCCACCCCGACGACGACCCAAUCGCCGACCUCCACGCUGAGACGCAACUCGCAUCAGAAUCAGGCUCCUCCGCCGCUACAAACCCAACGUCAAACGACUCCUCCGGCCACCAAGACCACCCCGUCUUCCCGUCCGUCGUCUCGCACCCGUGAACCAAAAGAGAACGAGGUUCCCGAGAGACCGGCUGUCAUUCCGUUGCCUUAUGAGAAGAAGUUGGAGAAGAAAAGUAGCCGGGAUUCUGGGAAAGGAGAGGAGUCGCCGAUCGAGGAGAACAUUGCCAAGAUCACGAUCGGAAAGAAUAAUUACGAGUUUUGUCGGGAACACGAAACGGUACGUCAUCCGUCUUCACCUGAUGAUGAUAUAAUUGAACGUUUUCAGGAUGGCGACCCGUCUCCAUUGACUUCUCCGGCGACCGAAGGAAAGCCGAAGAAGGGGAAGAAAUUGCAGAGGAACCAGAGCGUCGUCGAUUUCAACGCAAAGACUAUUGUGGCACUGGACAAGAUCGAGGUCCAAGUGGAGCAACUGAGAAAGAAGGCCGCCGAGCUCGAGAUGGAGAAGGAGCAGAUCCUUCGUUCCCUGGGCGAGAUCAGCGUGCACAACUGCAUGUUCAAACUGGAAGAAUGUGAUCGUGAGGAGAUCGAGGCCAUCACCGAUCGUCUGACGAAACGGACAAAGACGGUGCAGGUGGUCGUCGAGACGCCCAGGAACGAGGAGCAGAAGAAGGCUCUGGAAGACGCGAGCCAUAUGAUUGAAGAGGUUUCCGUUUUGAUGAAGUCCAACAUCGAGAAGGCUAAAGUGGUAGGUUCAGAAGUUCACAAACGCCUUUUUCUCAAGUAACUUUUGUUUUUCAGUGUCUGCAAACCUACCUGAACGCGUGCUCUUACGAGGAGACCAGCGGAGCCACGUGCCAGAACUUCCUGAAGAUUAUCAUUCAGUGCGCGGCCGACGAUCAGAAGCGCAUCAAGCGUCGCCUCGAGAAUCUCAUGUCUCAGAUCGAGAACGCCGAAAAGACAAAGGCGGACCUGAUGGACGACGACAGCGAGUGA
Molecule: messenger RNA, 1907 nt
Organism: Caenorhabditis sp. 36 PRJEB53466
Lineage: Eukaryota; Metazoa; Nematoda; Chromadorea; Rhabditida; Rhabditidae
Source: the annotation of a GenBank genome assembly